GUGUUCCGUGCUCGCGCCUUUCUUUUCAAUCGUUUGUACGCGUAGCACGACUCCAUUUUAUCGUUGACGCAAAAAAAGUUGUAUGUGUGUUUAUUAACGUUUGUUAAUGUUUUAAAAAAAUGAGUGACUAUUCCUCGGUCGCUCCGCCACCAUCUCAAAAUUUCAAUCAGUCUUCAGCAUUUGCUGCAGCUUUACAACGCGCGAAACAGAUCGCAGCCAAAAUUAACCCAGGUACAACUAACCCAGCAGAUAAUAGAGCGAAGAGACCCCUGGAAGACAGUCCAGAUUUCAAUAUAGAACCGGAUGCGAAGAAAGGUCCCGGUGCGCUGGGACCUCCACCUAAUCAAGGACCUCCACCUCUUGGUCGGCCUCAGCAGAACCAAGGAAUGGGAGGCCCCGUCAUGGGUGGUAUUUCCCAAAUGAACGAAGACAUGAAAGUGCCAGACAAGAUGGUUGGAUUGAUAAUUGGUCGCGGAGGGGAACAGAUAACAAGGCUACAAUCAGAGACAGGCUGCAAGAUACAAAUGGCGCCUGACUCUCAGGGUAUGUCAGACCGAAUAUGUUCGUUGUCGGGUACUAAAGAGGCUGUCGAAAGAGCCAAAGAACUUAUCAUGAACAUUAUUCGUCAAAGGGGCAACAAUGAAGAGGACCCUGGCAACGAUAUGCACGUGCCGGGUAUGGGUCCUCCGGGCAAUCAAGGCGACAACUCAUUCAACAAUCAUUUUUCAGGAGGCAUGAACAACAUGAACCCCAACAUGGGAGGACCUGGCGGCGGACCAGGUGGUCCUGGGGGCGGCAGGAACACCCUGGAAAUCAUGAUCCCCGGUCCCAAGGUCGGCCUAAUCAUCGGCAAGGGUGGUGAGACGAUAAAACAGUUGCAAGAAAAAAGUGGUGCCAAAAUGGUCGUCAUACAAGACGGACCAAAUCAAGAGCACGAGAAGCCGUUGUUGAUCAGUGGAGAUCCCCAGAAAGUGGAGUUUGCUAAGCAGCUCGUGUACGAUCUGAUUGCGGAAAAAGAAAUGAAGAAUUUCAAUAGGGGUGGAAGAGGAAGAGAUGGCGGUCCAGGAGGCAGGCCACAGAACGAUUUCGGUGAUUUUGGUGGAGGCGGCGACUCUAUGGAGGUUCACGUUCCUAGACCGGCAGUGGGAGUUGUCAUUGGAAAGGGUGGGGAAAUGAUAAAAAAGAUUCAAGCAGAAACUGGUGCUAAAGUUCAAUUCCAGCAGGCUAGAGAUGAAGGACCUGGUGACAGACGAUGCUUUUUGUCUGGAAAUCCCAAAUCUGUUGAAAUGACUUCUCAUCAAAAUGUUAGCGACACCUCUGAAUCCAAAACAUUCGGGUGCGUGGAGGAUUUGAGUGUGAUCAAUCGUGUUGAAGGCUUUGACUGGAUCCAAAAAGAUGCAAAUGGCAGGUUCCUUUUAUGA
Molecule: messenger RNA, 1421 nt
Organism: Leptinotarsa decemlineata (Colorado potato beetle)
Lineage: Eukaryota; Metazoa; Arthropoda; Insecta; Coleoptera; Chrysomelidae
Gene: Psi
Product: P-element somatic inhibitor
Biological process (GO): regulation of DNA-templated transcription
Molecular function (GO): RNA binding
Source: RefSeq, a predicted model, not a curated record